Chaetomium globosum CBS 148.51 is the source of this 1674-nucleotide messenger RNA. RefSeq lists its product as uncharacterized. The record is from RefSeq and is a predicted model, not a curated record. The transcript has a single exon. The coding region runs from base 1 to 1674 and encodes 557 amino acids. NCBI's taxonomy places the organism in Eukaryota, Fungi, Ascomycota, Sordariomycetes, Sordariales, Chaetomiaceae.
AUGAAGGCCGCCUAUAUCACCCUCGGCCUGUUCGCUACCCUCACCUCUGCCUACUCCAGAAGGCAUCCCCGUUACAUGCGUCUUGGGAGACACAACAACGGAACUGCCGGCAUCAUUGUGGCUCCUGGGGAUGAUGCUGCGGCCGUCUCUGACACAGUGACAAUUCCUUUGUCUACUGGUGUCGCCACUGCUGCUCCUCUCCCGACCAACGGCACGGCUGGUGCCGUCACCACGUUGACUGUGUCGACCACUUCGGUCCGCACCGUCACCUCGUGUCUCCCUAUCGUCACCGACUGCCCUGCUAAGACGGAGGACCUCGCCAACCUCCCCACCGAGUCUCUCAGCACCGCUACCGUCACUGACACUAUCAUCCUUACCGAGACUGUCUGCCCCGUGACCGCCGUGCCCUCCAUCUCGUCCAGUGUUCUCGAUGAUGCCUCCAAGGGCCUCAUCACUGGCAGCACCCUGACCGAGUCUGCAACGGCUACGUCGGUCGAGGCGGGCGUGACUACCACUGAGACCAACGCCGCCGUCACCGGGACUGACCCCGCUGCUGUCACCACCCUCACUCUCUCAACCACGUCGAUCCGCACUGUUACCUCGUGCCUUCCCGAGGUCAUCGACUGCCCGACCAGGACUGAGGACUUCUCCAACUUCCCGAGCGAGGCUCUCAGCACUGCCACCGUCACGGACACCGUCAUCCUCACCGAGACCGUUUGCCCCGUGACCGCAGUUCCCUCCAUCUCUUCCAGCGUCAUGGACGAAGCCUCCAAGGGCCUCAUCACCGGCAGCACCGUCACCGUCACCGCCACUGCCCCGGCCCAGGUCUCCACUGCCACCGAGACCAAGGUCAUGACCCUCACCCAGACCAAGGUCGUCACCGUCACCAUGGGCGGCGGCAAGGUCGUCACCACUGCUGUCGAGUCCACCGUCGAGUCCACCACCGUCGAGGUCGUCACCCACACCAAGGAGGCUCCCAACCCGGCCGUGACUCCCCCCGCCGGCGGCGAGAAGGACACCACCACCACCGAGACCAUCACCUCGACCGGCACCCGCACCGUCACCGUCAAGAAGCCCGCGACCACCACCGUCGGCGUCAAGCCCGGCAGCGGCAACGGAAACGGCAACGGCAACAACGACGCCUGCAACUGCGACGCGGCCGCCCCCGCUGAGAAGACGGUAACCGUAACCAAGGAAGCCGUCACCGUCACCGCCGCCGCCCCCGCAUCCACCGUCUUCGUGACGGUCGCCGACUGCGCGGCCACCACCGACGUGCCCGCCCCCACCGCUGCCGAAGGCGGCAACGGCAAGGGCAACAACAAGGGCGACAAGACCAGCGCCGCGCCCGCGGCCACCUCCUCCGCCGCCCUCGGCAGCGGCGAGUCCGGCGCCGGCAUCAUCGUGGACGACGACAACAACAGCGGCGAGGGCUCCGACGCCGAGGAGAGCGCGUGCCCGCCGGACGAGGUCGUCACCGUGACCUCGACCAGCGGCGCCGACGCCGGCGAGGCCACUGCCACUGCCACUGCCACUGCUACUGCCACGGCGUCGGCCGCACCGGGGGCGGGUGAGGGGAGCAACUCCGGUGAGGGUGAGGGUGAGGAUGAUACCUGCCCGGAGGACGAGGUGGUUACCGUGACGGCGACGCCUAGUGCUGCGCCCUCGGGGUUGUAA